UUGACAAGAUAUGCUCUAUUUGAAGAUAAAAAUAGAAUUAGUCAAUAUACAAAGAAAAAAAGUUACGAUUUUUUCACGCUUUUCAAUAAUUUAAAAUGGAAGCUAGAAACAAUAAUGAAAAUUCUCUCUGGGUGUUCGGAUAUGGAUCUUUGUGCUGGCAUCCAGGUUUCAAAUAUAAAAAAAGCGCGGUAGGACACAUCAAAGGAUUCAUUAGAAGAUUUUGGCAAGGAAAUACAACGCAUCGGGGAACAAUAGAAAAGCCUGGACGUGUAGCUACAUUGGUUGAGGAAAAAGAGGGUGUUGUUUACGGUCGAGCAUUUCAAGUUCAAGACAGUACAGCGUUACCUUAUUUGGAAAAUCGCGAAUGUACUUUAGGAGGAUAUAUGACAACAAUUACAACAUUUUAUAGUCGUGAAGGAAACAGAAACUUUCCAGUCAUCAUUUACAUUGCUACCAAUAAAAACGAACACUGGCUUGGUGAUGCACCGCUUCAAAAUAUAGCAAAACAAAUCUUCGAAUGUUCAGGUCCAAAUGGGCACAAUGUCGAAUAUCUUUUACGAUUAGCAGAGUUUAUGCACCGUUAUCUACCAGAAGCUCAUGACGAACAUUUGUUCACUUUGGAAAUAUUAGUGCGUUCAAAGAUAAAGGAAAUGAAUAUAUGUCUGAAUACGUUAAUGGGUGACCGAAAUUUCAAUAUUGAUAUCGAGGACAUCGAUGUGAAGGAUGACGACAAUGACUUAGUCACCAAUAACGCUACUGGCAAUCUCAGGAAAAAUUCCUUCCAAUUUACUCUUCAAGUACCUGAUAAGACUAUGCGUUGUCUCAAAAUGUAGUUUACAUUUGUUAAUGCUUCAAUAUUUGCAUUUUUGCAGAAUUUAAAGAGGCAAACGAUAGAUAGUUAAAGAAAAUAGGAUAAAUAAAUCAUAAAUAUUCUUUAUAAAUAUUUAUAUUAAAACGUUCGUAUUUUUCGAGAAUAAUUCGUACAAUAUUUGUUCUCAAAUAAUAUACGAAUUAAAUCUGAAUGUAAUACAAAUGUAUUUUAAGAAUAAUGAAAGCCAUGUUUUGGCAGCUUCGUAUUAUAAAAUAUAUUUGCAUGUUAAAAUGUCGCACUUUUAUUUUUAAAUGUGUUGGACAUUAUUUCAAAUGAUAUUUUUUAAAAAAAAGUUGUGCCUUAAUUUAUUAUAAUUGAGCAUAAUUGUAUGUAUUACAAGUGUUCCUUUCUAUAAUUUUCUAAAUUGUAAGUUAACAAAUUUUGUAUAUUGACAUGCAAAAUAUAGUAAUUUAUAAAAGA
Molecule: messenger RNA, 1291 nt
Organism: Apis laboriosa (Himalayan honeybee)
Lineage: Eukaryota; Metazoa; Arthropoda; Insecta; Hymenoptera; Apidae
Product: putative glutathione-specific gamma-glutamylcyclotransferase 2
Exons: 4
Coding region: 96-833 (245 amino acids)
Biological process (GO): glutathione catabolic process
Cellular component (GO): cytoplasm
Molecular function (GO): glutathione specific gamma-glutamylcyclotransferase activity; gamma-glutamylcyclotransferase activity
Source: RefSeq, a predicted model, not a curated record